Messenger RNA from Guyanagaster necrorhizus, 1207 nucleotides. RefSeq lists its product as uncharacterized. Lineage: Eukaryota; Fungi; Basidiomycota; Agaricomycetes; Agaricales; Physalacriaceae. The coding region runs from base 220 to 948 and encodes 242 amino acids. The transcript is spliced from 7 exons. The record is from RefSeq and is a predicted model, not a curated record.
UUGCACGGGGCGCGAGUGUGGGGUCUUGAGAACGACUUCACGACGAUCCUUUCGUCAAAGAGUUGUAUAUGUACAGCUGGCCCUGCUCUCUAGCUUGCCUCGCCCGAGUUAACGUUCUUCACGCUCACGACUAUCUGCUCUCUUAUUGCUCUCGAUAUUCGCAUCUCGUCCCGUGCUUUCCAAGUUUACGUCGACAUCACGCUUUCGUCUCUGCCCGUCAUGUUCAAAUCGCUGUCGAGUUCUAUACCCCGCACGCCCAUGAUUUCCAGUAUCGAACUCCCAGAUAGCACUUCGCCUCUCAUGAUGAGGCCGGCAUCUAGACUCUCCAGCCGUUUUACGACGGCUUUUACGACUUCGUCUCGAUCCAUGACCCCCGCGCCGAACGAGAGGUCUCGAAAGGAUUCGACCACGUUGUCGUCUUCUUCACGGAUGCGCAAAACGUCGAUCACGGGCGGGCUGAAGUUGAUUUUGAAGCCUAGGAAGCCCUCGCCGGAGCCAGUCCCGCAGCGACAGAUCGCAAUGCCCCGUCCUCGGAAGGCCUCAAGAACGAGUCCAGUGGAUGAUAUUGAAGCCGCAGUAGGUGCUAGGCCACCAGUUUUAGCUUAUACUCAAUCCAAUUCGUCACAUCAAGGUCCAUCGGGAUGGCCCGCAACCAAUGACGAUAACAAUGUAAACCACCCACCUCCUACAUUAAAUAAAUAUGUUUUUCCAUCCAAACCGACAGAUGCGCUUGAAGCGCCAUCGGGUUCCUAUCGAAAGUCACGACAUAACGAGGCGCCACCGAGACCGCAGACGUCAAUGGGCUCCCGACAUCCAAAGAAAGCUGACAAGGCUCGUUCUGGAAAUCUAACGGACAUUGAAGCUCCCCUCAAGAUACCGCCGGUGCAGCUGAGGACCGAGACCCGUGCGUCCUACAGAGCUAACCUCGUAGAAAUACCCUUCCACUGAAUAUCGAGUAGUACCAGUAAAACGAGGGCAGGUCACGUUGCAAUGGCCUCUAGUCAGGUUUAGCCUCUCCGAUAAGAUGUCCAAAUUCUGGGUGGUUAUGUUCAAUAUUAUAUUCGAUCCCGUCCGAAACCGGCCUCAGCUUAAACGUUUCAACGGAGACUACUAUGUGGAAAUGAAGGAUGAAGAACGUACACUAACUGCGUCGUCUCAUAGCACGUUGCGCAAGAUGAACAUUCGAGUCAAGGUGGACCAUCCUUUC